Molecule: messenger RNA, 3051 nt
Organism: Drepanopeziza brunnea f. sp. 'multigermtubi' MB_m1
Lineage: Eukaryota; Fungi; Ascomycota; Leotiomycetes; Helotiales; Drepanopezizaceae
Biological process (GO): rRNA base methylation; maturation of LSU-rRNA
Cellular component (GO): nucleolus
Molecular function (GO): rRNA (cytosine-C5-)-methyltransferase activity; RNA binding
Source: RefSeq, a predicted model, not a curated record
AUGGGAGUCGGACGGCGUAUGAAAAAGCAGGGCUUGCCCGAGCCCCUCGACGAGGCUCAUUUCACCAACCUGAAGCGCAAAGCUGGCAUGUCAGUGUCCGAAUCCCGCGCCGAAAGUCUUCAGUACCAGAAUACGAAGAAGCGCAGGACGAGCGCCGCCGAGAAGAAAGAGAAGAAAGCCGCCACAGCUGGAAAGCAGAAAGCGAAAGGCAAUGGCGCCAAAGGCAUGGGUUCCCCGGUGCAGAAAUCCGCGCUGAAGAAAUCGAAGAAAGCUGUUGAGGUGCCGCUCCCGGACUCUGAUGAGGAUAUGGGGGAUGCGUCUGAUGAUCCCGAGCCGAUGGGCGACGAGUUCGACGAUCUGGAUGCUGAAGGAGGACUUGGAGAUGACUUUCUGGAAUCCGGGAGUGAAGUUUAUGAUUCGGAGGAUGAUCACAAGACGCGGGCUAUGUUCUCUGAGGAUGAGGACGAGUCGGAUGCGGAAGAGAAACUGACGGCGGCGAAUAUUGCUGGCUUGACUAGGAAACUCGACGAGCAGAUGGCGGAAGAGGCGGCGGACGCACAAGCUGAAUUGGAAGAGGCGGCGCUAAGAACCAAUAUUGCUGGAGACCGACCGCACAUCUUAGACGAUUCGGAGUCGGAUGAGGAAGCCGGGCCAAAGAAGAACGAAUUAAUGGCUCCGGAUUUGCAGCUUCUGAGGACAAGAAUCAACGAUACAGUGAGAGUUCUGGACGACUUUUCCAAUUUGUCUGAAGAGGGGCGAUCGAGAGCGGAGUAUACGGCGCAAUUGAUCAAGGAUAUUUGUGCGUACUAUGGGUACUCGGAAUAUUUGGCCGAGAAGCUCUUCAAUCUCUUCCCGCCGAAGGAGGCUUUUGCUUUCUUCGAGGCCAACGAAACCCACCGUCCAGUCGUUAUCCGUACCAAUACCCUCCGAACACACAGACGAGACCUCGCACAGGCGCUCAUCAACCGUGGUGUAGUUCUAGAGCCCGUUGGAAAAUGGUCGAAGAUCGGUCUCCAAAUUUUCGAGAGUGCUGUCCCUCUAGGAGCCACUCCUGAAUAUCUCGCAGGUCACUACAUUCUGCAAGCCGCUUCUUCUUUCCUCCCAGUCAUGGCUCUCGCACCUCAAGAGAAUGAGCGGGUCCUGGAUAUGGCCGCUGCUCCCGGUGGAAAGACCACGCACAUUGCAGCUCUCAUGAAAAAUACCGGCUGCAUCUUUGCGAACGAUAGCAAUAAAUCUCGUGCCAAAGGUCUGAUCGGUAACAUCCAUCGUCUCGGCGCAAAGAACACCAUCGUCUGCAAUUACGAUGCUCGCGAGUUCCCCAAGGUCAUCGGUGGUUUCGACCGUGUGCUGCUCGAUGCCCCAUGUUCAGGGACCGGAGUUAUUGCCAAGGAUCCCAGCGUCAAGACCAACAAGACCGAGAAGGAUUUUCUCAUGCUGCCUCAUCUCCAAAAGCAAUUGCUCCUUGCAGCAAUUGACUCCGUAGACCACGCAAGCAAGACCGGAGGCUACAUCGUCUACUCCACGUGUUCUGUCACCGUUGAAGAAAACGAAGGUGUUGUCCAGUACGCGCUCUCCAGGCGUCCCAACGUCAAGCUCGUUGAAACCGGCCUCGUAUUCGGCAAAGAAGGAUUCACAGCAUACAUGGGCAAGACGUUCGACAAGUCCCUGAAGAUGACCCGCCGCUACUACCCACACGCAUACAACGUCGAUGGCUUCUUCGUAUCGAAGUUCAAGAAGAUGAGACCGUCGCCGAAGAACGCGACGGGUGAAAAGAUGGGCGUCAACGAUCAGGAUUUCGUCGAUAGACGGCCGAUUCCCGAAACGGAGGAGAAAGAGGAUGAGUUUGGUGGGUGGGAGGAGGAUGAGGAUGAGGAGCUCAUGGAGAGGGCUAAGAAGGGUGCGCUGAGAAGAAAGGGAAUUGAUCCUAAGGCGAAGAGAGGGGAUCAGAGUAAGAAGGGAUUGAAGACGAAACCUGUUGUCGAGGAGUCUUCUGCUGCUGAAAGCGCUACGAAUGGGGCCGCACUACCCAAGAUCAACAAUGAUGCUCCUGAGAAAAGGCAGAAGGGCAAGAAGUCCAAGCCCGGCCCCGAAACCGUGGUCGACACCCUCGCCGAGGUAGCUCCGGAAGUACUGAAGACUAACGGCGAUGUCGCAAAGCCGAAGGAGAAGAAAAAAUCCAAGCCAGCUGCUGAGAUUGCUGCAGUGGUGCCCCCCGUACCAGAACAGGCGAAAACGAAAGUUCAAGAAUCUGCCGUUUUAAUGGGUAGUUCGAAGUUGGGCAUUUUAUACUCCGGCCUUCUUCGGGCACUUGCUUUUCUUGAUGUCCGAGUUCCACUACAGAAGCGGCGGGGGAAGGUCUCGGUGGAUCUCCCUCUGUACAGUCUUGUCUUGCAUGACCCGCCCGAGUCGAGGGAUCUAGUCCUUGGGAGAGGAGACAUGCUCACCGUGGAGUGCGGAGUAGAAGCCUCGAUCGAUACCAUACCAUACGAUACGAUACUCCUGGAAGAAAGCCCUCCCACACGACCAUUUUUUUCGGGAGCCGAACGAACGAUCAGCAUGGAUUUGAGGGUUUGCGGCGGGGCGAGUCCGCUGUUGUCGUCGGCCUUUGGGCUUUCCGUAUGGCGCACAUGUUGCGCAACGCCUCCACUGGCGUGGGAAUCAUCGGGCGUGGGAAACUGGGAAGGCGCGCUUGAAUCGUUGAAUGAAGAUAGGCUCGAUUACAUGGGUGUUAUCUACCAGGCUGCUGCUGGGGAAGAAUCCGACAUUCAGGGACUGUUUGUUUUCGAGCUCCGGAAAUGGAGAAUCGGGGAUGUGGGGGAGGGCACGAGGGCUUUGAAUAAGAACUAUAUUCUUCCUUCGUCAAUAUCGUAUCAAAAACAGGUCCGUGGUAUAUGGGGUCAUUUUAUCCCCAUCUAUAUGUAUAUUUCGGGUCUAUUGCGCCAGUAUCCAGGAAGCCUGACGCAAGCAAGUCCGGUGUGGAAUGCCACUGUGAACUACGGUCUUUGUAUCUCCCCCGAAGCUUCGACACGCGUACCCGUUUUCGUGCCGUGA